GACGAAAGAGGUACACUGACGGACAUGAAUGUCCCCUUAUGCAUAUGGUACGGCAAGUACAGGAAGAGACAGCAUUCAUGCCCGUCACUGUACAUGGAAGGGGGAACGGACGAUCUGUUAGAGAGAGAACGCACGUGUUAGCCAACGUAUCCUACGUGGUAGAGAAAAAGAGAUGCACAUAGAAUCUGGCAGGGGUAUGUAUGUACAUGGAAGGGGAAUGGAGUCUGUAAGACAGAGAACGCAUGUGUUAGCCAACUGUAUUCGACACCACGGGAGAAAGAGAGAUGUGCAGAAGGAGGCGGGGUUUCUCCGAGAAGAGUGGGAAUGGACGAUCUGUAAGGGAGAGAACGCAUGUGUCAGUCAACUGUAUUCGACACCACGGAAGAAAGAGAGAUGUACAGAAGGAGGCGGAGUUUCUCCGAGAAGAGUGGGUGAGGCCCGGUAGACAGUGCCAGGUAAAGCGCCACCACCGCAAUCAACCAACCAACCAUAAAAAUGGCACUAAGGAGGUUAGGAUUUCUCAAGAAUCAGUAUAAAAAUGCCAUUCAGUUAACUCACAGGGACCUAACUGUUAGAUGCCUGUCGAAUGGAACCACCAUAAAGAAAGAUACAUGUAACGAUGAAGAUUUGGAUGCUCCUAUAAAAUACUCAACAUCCGAGGCUGCAACUUGGGAAGCCAAACAUAGUUUACGAAAUGUAGACGACGAUACACUUUGGUACCAAAGCCAUGUAGUAACUGUGAGUGUCGCUGUCUUCUUGAUCUACUUCUUAAUGUUGAGAGAAGAGAACGACAUAGAUAGACUAUUUGAUAGAGACAUGGAUCAAUGCUUGGAGGACACAAAACGAGAAGUUAAUCAUUAAAGGAUGAUAUAAAUAAAUUAACGCUUAUCUAUUAUUCUUCUGUCUAUUCCUUACUAAGCAUUGAAAAAAAUAUCUACAAUGCCAUUACUUGUUCUCUGAGAGUGUGCAACAAAUUCUACUAUAUUCAAUUGAUAUUUAGUCAAUUUGUAAUUAUGAUAAUGUAUGCAUUAAAGAAAGUAAUGACGUAGAACACAAUUGUAACAAUAAUAUUAUGUGCUUUAUAGAGGGUUUAAAAGAUUAAAAUUCCCACAGUCGAAUCGUUGUAAAUAGGGAGAAUAUAAUUCAUUUCUAUGAUAAAUAAAUUAAGAAAUCUGUUUAAAAUCGGUAAUGAUAAAAUACAGUUGAAUUUUUCUAAUAUGUUACAGUAA
This is a messenger RNA of Orussus abietinus, 1229 nucleotides long. RefSeq lists its product as uncharacterized. NCBI's taxonomy places the organism in Eukaryota, Metazoa, Arthropoda, Insecta, Hymenoptera, Orussidae. The record is from RefSeq and is a predicted model, not a curated record. The coding region runs from base 496 to 861 and encodes 121 amino acids. The transcript is spliced from 3 exons.